AUUCUAAUUAUGUGGCCCUCGGGGUCAGUCGGUUCGAAAUGAGUCUGUAAUUGUGUACUACACAACGCCCGGGGGUUAGAAGGGGUACGUGUCCCAUCAGGUUAUUGGUUCUAUACACAGAGAUGGGCAAUACUCGAAAACUUUGAACUGGUACCCUGAGCCACAAAUGAUGGACGUCUGUUUAAGCAGGGUCGAGAAUGGCACAUCGCUAGCUGGUCCGCUGCCAUUUGUCCUGGCUUUGAUAGAUGAAGGUGAUGGAUCGUGUGUCUGAUGGGGCAGACUGGGCGUGGACUGUUAGUUCCAGCGGCUAAUUUAAACGCUUCGUCACAGAUUAACACUUCAGCCGCUUUUCAUUCAAAUCAUUUCUGACUUGUCGAUCGAGUCAGUUUGACCUUGACAUUCCAGCCACGGGGCGAGUGCGGUUUUUUCUUCUCAAGUCGCUGUGGAAUCGUGUUCUUUUUGUUUCCCCUAGCGGACGCGCGGCGCACUUACAAUGUCAAAUGAAAAACAGGGAUGAACGCCAUGUCUGAUCCUGCCGCGGAGGAGUAAAGAAAGCGCGGCGUCGUCGAGGAUUUCGGAGCGCAGAGAAGCCCGUCGCCCCCUCCCCUUCUCCCUCCCUCCCCACCGUGGGGCCUGGAGUGCGAGAUGGCGGAGAGCGCGGCCAUCGCCCAGGGCUCCCCGGCCGUGGGCGCUGCUGGCUCGGCUCCGGCGGCUCCAGGGGUCGCGGGAGCCGAGGGUUCCGGAGCGGCGGUCGGUUCCGCGCGGAUCGCGGUGAAGAAGGCGCAGCUCCGCUCCUCUCCGCGCCUGAAGAAACUGGAGAAACUCGGAUUGUACUCGUCGUGCAAGGCAGAGGGAGCAUGCAAGUGUAAUGGCUGGAAGAGCCAAAAUCCUCCUCCAACUCCACCUCCUCCAACCCCUCCCAGGGCAGAGCAGCCAAUCGCUGUUAAUCUGCUUGAGCCUUGUAGGAGUUGCAGUCACCCGUUAGGAGAUCAUGUAACUCACUUGGAGAACGUAUCAGAAGAGGUGAUGAACAGGUUACUGGGUAUUGCACUGGAUGUGGAAUACCUCUACACCUGUGUCCACAAAGAAGAGGAUGCAGACACUAAGCAAGUCUACUUCUCCCUAUUUAAGUUGCUGAGGAAGUGCAUCCUGCAAAUGGGGAGGCCUGUGGUGGAGGCUUUGGAGAGCCCACCAUUUGAGAAACCCAGCAUUGAGCAGGGAGUGAAUAACUUUGUACAGUACAAGUUCAGUCAUCUCCCUUCUAAAGAGCGGCAGACCAUCGUUGAGCUGGCCAAGAUGUUCCUCAACCAGAUCAACUAUUGGCAACUGGAAACACCAUCACAGAGAAGGCAGCGAGUGCCUACUGAUGAUGUGGCUGGGUACAAAAUCAACUACACCAGGUGGCUGUGCUACUGUAAUGUCCCACAGUUCUGCGACAGUCUCCCACGGUACGAGGCCACGCAGAUAUUUGGCCGCACUCUCCUGCGCUCUGUCUUCACCGUCAUGAGGAAACAGCUGCUGGAGCAGGCCAGACAGGAGAAAGACAAACUGCCUCCUGAGAAGCGAACACUCAUCCUCACUCAUUUCCCUAAGUUCUUAUCCAUGCUGGAGGAGGAGGUGUACAGUCCCAAUUCUCCUAUCUGGAGCGAAGACUUCAUGGUUGGCUCGUCAGGUGGACAGAUCCCUCGAGUUAUCAGUGCACCUCAAGUGGCUAGGCCACUGUAUUACACCAACAGUUCCUCUCCUGUGGAGUUGUCAGGGGGAGGCAGUGUGAGCCCAGCACGCAAAACAGCAUCUGCUCUGGAACCCAGCCUAAGUGGAGAGAAGCGAAAGUCCUCUGAGCCUUUGUCUCAUGAAGACACUAAGAAAGCACGGGUCAUUGGUGACAUUCCAAUGGAGCUGAUAAAUGAAGUCAUGUCCACAAUUACAGACCCUACUGCCAUGCUGGGACCAGAGACCAGUCUCCUCUCAGCCCACUCAGCACGAGACGAAGCUGCACGGUUAGAAGAGAGACGAGGUGUGAUUGAAUUCCACGUCAUCGGCAACUCCCUCAACCAGAAGCCCAACAAGAAGAUCCUGAUGUGGCUGGUGGGCCUUCAGAAUGUCUUCUCCCAUCAGCUGCCCCGCAUGCCCAAAGAAUACAUCACACGCCUCGUCUUUGACCCGAAGCACAAAACGCUGUCUCUAAUCAAAGAUGGCCGUGUGAUUGGAGGUAUCUGCUUCCGGAUGUUUCCGUCUCAGGGCUUCACUGAGAUCGUUUUUUGUGCUGUAACCUCCAACGAACAGGUGAAGGGUUAUGGAACUCACCUGAUGAACCACCUAAAAGAGUAUCACAUCAAACAUGAGAUCCUCAACUUCCUCACAUAUGCUGAUGAAUAUGCUAUUGGGUACUUCAAGAAGCAGGGUUUCUCUAAAGACAUUAAGGUACCUAAGGCCAAAUAUGUAGGCUACAUUAAAGACUAUGAGGGAGCCACACUCAUGGGCUGUGAACUGAACCCCAGCAUCCCCUAUACAGAGUUUUCAGUCAUCAUUAAGCAACAGAAAGAGAUCAUUAAGAAGCUGAUCGAGAGGAAGCAAGCACAGAUACGCAAGGUGUAUCCUGGCCUCUCCUGUUUUAAGGAGGGUGUUCGCCAGAUUCCAAUCGAGAGCAUUCCAGGCAUACGUGAGACAGGCUGGAAACCUAUGGGGAAAGGCAAAGAGAUGAAAGAUCCAGAUCAGCUAUAUAGCACUUUAAAGACCAUUUUGCAACAAGUGAAGUCACACCAGAACGCAUGGCCUUUCAUGGAGCCCGUAAAGAAGAAUGAAGCACCUGGUUAUUACCAAGUCAUUCGCUUUCCUAUGGACCUGAAGACCAUGAGCGAGCGUCUGAAGAGUCGAUACUACACCACUAGGAAGCUGUUCAUGGCAGACAUGCAGCGGAUCUUCACUAACUGUCGGGAGUACAAUCCUCCUGAGAGUGAGUACUACAAGUGCGCCAACUUGCUGGAGAAGUUCUUCUACACUAAGAUUAAAGAGGCAGGUCUCAUCGACAAGUAGACAUCAGCACAGUCCUCUCCAGCUUUCUCCCUCUUUCUUCCCCAUCAUACGCCGCUUGUCAGACUUUGCUGGCGCGAGCCAGGCGAUGCUCAGACCAGCAUGAAGGGAUAUACUGUUCAGAGCCUGGUUCCUCCAAAGAGCUGUAGCACAAAUGUCAUUGUAUGUCAGUAGAGCUUUGAAAGCUCUCUCUGAUUGUGUUGAUGACUUUUAACACUACAAUGCUUUUGGGAUAACUGGGGUAAGAGUGUGGGUCAGUGCUAUAUGUACAUCUUAGUGUGUACGGAGUCUUUUAUCUCCCUCAUGUUUAAGCGUUACUCCUGCCAAAACAUUUCACGUGUGUGAUUUAACUGAGAAUCUGUGUAUGUACAAAAACUUUCAAAAAUAGCUGUACAUUUUUAUAUUUUAUGGCUGGUAAAGAGUCCCAUAGACAUACCUUCUCUAUACUUCAUUCAAGCAAAUUUACUCCAAAAAAAAAAAACACAUACUUGUACUGUGUGUUGUAUGUUCAAUCUGCACUUAUUUAUUAUUUAAAAAACAAUAAAUUGUGAUAAAUAUUUGUAAGAUGAAAGUUUAUGUUAAGAAGUGGCUUGCUUAUGGUUCAAAAUGAAGUGGCUGGUGUGCUACAUGGUGCAGGCUGUUUAAUGCAAUGAUCUAAAAAAAAAUAAUAAAGUCUUACUUGCAUUUUGUCUUAAUGGCAAGCCAGUCAAUAAAAAUACUCCAUUGUAUUUAAAGAUAAGGAAGAGGAAAACAAGAGAUGUGCAAUAACUCGUAGAUUUGUUGUUUAGUAAAAUGUUUGUACUUUUAAAUAUUUACAAAAAAAUGGACUUUGUACUAUGUUGUGGGGAGGGGGUAUUUUAAGGCCUUUUUAUCUUUGCUUUUGAAGACAGCUUAUUUUAUAGAAUUAUUAAAAACUUUAGACCAACCAA
Messenger RNA from Pygocentrus nattereri (red-bellied piranha), 3962 nucleotides. It is a transcript of the gene kat2b, whose product is annotated as K(lysine) acetyltransferase 2B. Bases 646 to 3036 code for a protein of 796 amino acids. NCBI's taxonomy places the organism in Eukaryota, Metazoa, Chordata, Actinopteri, Characiformes, Serrasalmidae. Gene Ontology annotation, biological process: positive regulation of transcription by RNA polymerase II; chromatin remodeling. Gene Ontology annotation, cellular component: nucleus; histone acetyltransferase complex. The record is from RefSeq and is a predicted model, not a curated record. The transcript has 18 exons. Gene Ontology annotation, molecular function: protein binding; histone H3 acetyltransferase activity.